UAUGACCUCCUCAUAUUGGUCGACGAUACGACGUCCAUGACGUCUUUCCUCCGUUCGCUCAACACAUCACUCCCUCAAAUCAUAUCAAUAUCCGCUUUGACCGGCUACUUCGAUCGAGUCGGCCUUCUGGCGUACAGAGAUUACUGUCAUGGCGACAGAAUCCUCGAGUGGUCAGGAUGGGCCACUCCUGCUAACGAUGAGGUCGAACCAGAUCUCGUUCAGAUGGCUAGCAAAUUGGAUGCUCUUAGGGGCCAUGAUUGGCCUGAAGCAGUCAAAACCGGUCUUGCCAAGGCUUAUGAGGUGAUGAGGACCGACGCAACGACCCUCAUCCUAUAUUACGCAGAUGCUCCUCCACACAUGGCGAGGGAUGAAGGUAGAGGCUCAGUGAAUUAUGGUAACGAGCAAACGGCUCUCCGCAAGCCACAAAGUUUCGGCGGCUACGGGCCACGAUUUGCAGAUUGGGCAUCUGCAGCAAGAGUACGGAGA
Molecule: messenger RNA, 486 nt
Organism: Pseudocercospora fijiensis CIRAD86
Lineage: Eukaryota; Fungi; Ascomycota; Dothideomycetes; Mycosphaerellales; Mycosphaerellaceae
Exons: 1
Source: RefSeq, a predicted model, not a curated record